CAUGGGGAGGCCUCUGAUGUACGAGAUAGUGGAGAAGCCGGCGAGCAGCGGCGUGAUAGCCGUCUGCUCCCUCAUCUGGUUCCUCAUCCAGAAGAGGGGCAUCGGGUACGCGGACGUGGGGCUGAGCUACGAGGCGGCCGUGGAGGGCGGGCAGCACUGGCGGCUCAUCACCGCCGCCUUCUCGCACGUCAGCGUGGUGCACCUGGUGUUCAACAUGAGCGCGCUGUGGAGCCUCGGCGCCGUCGAGCAGCUGGGGCAGGCCGCCGGGCUCGGCGUGCAGUACUACCUGCACUACACCCUUGUCCUCGUGGUGCUGUCCGGGCUGCUGGUUCUCGGGAUCUACCACGUGAUGAUCCGGAGGUUCAAGGUGGACUACUUCCGGAGGGUGACCGCCGUCGGCUACUCGUGCGUCGUCUUCGGGUGGAUGACAAUUCUGGCCGCGAAGCAGCCGUCGUCCAAGCUCAACCUCUUUGGGGUCCUCUCGCUGCCCAUCAGCUUCGCGCCCUUUGAAUCGCUCAUAUUCACGUCAAUCAUGGUUCCCCAGGCGAGCUUCAUCGGCCACCUGUCCGGGAUCAUCGUUGGGUACUCGAUCGCCUGGGGUUUGAUUCAUGGGAUGAAUAACUACUGGGCCGUCACAUUGCUUGGGUGGAUUGUGCUUGUCUUCGUCUUGAGCUUGAAGCGCACAGGGUCUUUGGAGAUGAGGUUUAUCGAGAUUGAGCCAGUUACGGAUCCCUCGUUGCCAUCUGUUGGUUUGGUCGCCUCCAGAAAUGGCAGGGCUCUGCAAAUGGAUAUGUUGCCCGGAAGAGGAGUUGCAGAUUUUGUAUGACCUUCCUUCAGUGUGGAAGAGCUGCUCACCGAAAUGUUUGAUAGGUCUUGUUUCAGCUUGUAAAAUUGUAUCAUGUUGACACAACCCAAUACUUUCAGUUUUGAGAAUCUAGUGUUAUGGGUUUCUUUCAUCAGAUGUGAAAGUUCUUUUAUCUCAACUUCCAGAUGCAUGUUCAUUUCGAACAGAAAGGAAUCCUUUUUGUGAAGUAGCAUGUAAAAGAAUGGGAAUCAUGUAGGAAAAGGACAACUGAAUGUUUGUGCUGUACA
Messenger RNA from Triticum aestivum (bread wheat), 1092 nucleotides. RefSeq names its product RHOMBOID-like protein 13. Gene Ontology annotation, molecular function: serine-type endopeptidase activity. NCBI's taxonomy places the organism in Eukaryota, Viridiplantae, Streptophyta, Magnoliopsida, Poales, Poaceae. The record is from RefSeq and is a predicted model, not a curated record. Gene Ontology annotation, cellular component: membrane.